This is a messenger RNA of Sciurus carolinensis (gray squirrel), 2205 nucleotides long. RefSeq names its product peroxisomal biogenesis factor 7 (gene Pex7). The record is from RefSeq and is a predicted model, not a curated record. Gene Ontology annotation, molecular function: protein binding. NCBI's taxonomy places the organism in Eukaryota, Metazoa, Chordata, Mammalia, Rodentia, Sciuridae. The coding region runs from base 82 to 1041 and encodes 319 amino acids. Gene Ontology annotation, cellular component: peroxisomal matrix; cytosol. Gene Ontology annotation, biological process: protein import into peroxisome matrix. The transcript has 10 exons.
CCCUAGCUUCUCCCGGGGAGUCGGCACCGUGCACCUCCGACUCGGGACGGCUUCCGCGGCCGGGUCGGCGAGGCGGGAGGGAUGAGCGCGGCGCGGACGCUGCGGGUGCCGGGCCGUCACGGCUACGCCGCGGAGUUCUCCCCGUACCUGCCGGGCCGCCUGGCCUGCGCCGCUGCGCAGCACUACGGCAUCGCGGGCUGUGGAACCCUACUGAUAUUGGAUCACAAUGAAUCUGGUCUUAGGAUUUUUAGAAGCUUUGACUGGAAUGAUGGCUUAUUUGAUGUGACCUGGAGUGAGAACAAUGAACAUGUCCUCGUCACCUGUAGUGGUGAUGGCUCUCUGCAGCUCUGGGACACUGCCAAAGCUGCAGGGCCUCUACAAGUCUAUAAAGAACACACACAAGAGGUAUAUAGUGUUGAUUGGAGCCAAACCAGAGGUGAACAGCUUGUGGUGUCUGGCUCAUGGGAUCAGACUGUCAAAGUGUGGGAUCCAACUGUUGGAAAGUCUCUGUGCACCUUUAGGGGCCAUGAAAGUGUCAUUUAUAGCACAAUCUGGUCUCCUCACAUUCCCGGUUGUUUUGCUUCAGCUUCAGGUGAUCAGACUCUGAGAAUCUGGGAUCUGAAGGCAUCAGGAGUCAGAAUUGUGAUUCCAGCACAUCAGACAGAAAUUUUGAGUUGUGACUGGUGUAAAUACAAUGAGAAUUUGCUGGUGACAGGAGCAGUAGAUUGUAGUUUGAGAGGCUGGGACCUAAGGAAUGUACGACAACCGGUGUUUGAACUUCUUGGUCACACCUAUGCUAUUAGGAGGGUGAAAUUUUCACCAUUUCAUGCUUCAGUGCUGGCCUCUUGCUCCUAUGAUUUCACUGUAAGAUUCUGGAACUUUUCAAAGCCUGAUCCUCUUCUUGAAACAGUGGAGCAUCAUACAGAGUUUACCUGUGGCUUAGAUUUAAGUCUUCAGAGCCCCACUCAGGUAGUGGCUGACUGUUCUUGGGAUGAAACAAUAAAGAUAUAUGAUCCUGCUUGUCUUACUAUUCCUGCUUGAGAUACACGGCUAUGGUCAGAAAAAAUGUCAUUGACUGAAGAACUGCUUAACUGCAACUGAAUUAAUUAUUGAAAAUGUAGAUGUUAUGCUUUUAUAUGCUAUUCCGAUUUCAAAUUUUCUCAAACUUACUCUGGAGUCAGUUUUGAGGCAGCUGUUAAGGACUUGGGCUCUUUCUGUAAGCCUGGUACAUCAGUUAUGUUUCAUAUAAUCCUAAGGAAUAAUUGAUGUUAUAGUAUCAUCAUAAUAUCAAUUAGAAUAUCAUCUCUGUAUUAUAAAAUGGAUUAAAAUAUGGGAGAUCAGAUUAUAUGAAUAGCGAUAUAUUUUUAAUUUGCCAUUUUUGAUGUAAAAUAUAAAUCACUGUUGUUGAUAAAAAUCAAAAUAAAUUGCAUCUCUUGAUCAUUUACCAUUUUAUGAUAUCCCCAACAAGAUUGCUUUUUUUAAUGCAUUGUGUGUAUGAAUACUGUAUGUUAUGUAUAUAAAAUUGUGGUUCAUUUAUGGGCUGUAAUACAGAUUUAAUUUAUCCAGUAGUUAUUUAUUGAGCAUGUUAUUAUGUGCCUGGAACAGACCAAAUGAAAUUCUCUUAAGGGCUGGUGCCAUGCUCUAAGAACAUGGAGUGCUGUGAGUUACAAGUUUUUUGGGUUUUUAAAAAAUAUUUAUUUGAAUCCUUUUAGAUAUUGUACCUCUGACUGUAUAUUUCUCUUUCUACUUCUUUAUCAACAAAUUUAAAAACACUUCCUUGCUUAUGAAGAGUCUUAGGGCAAGUCACGGUGGCACAUGCCUAUAUAAUCCCAUCAGCUCAGGAGGCUGAGGCAGGAGGAUCAUGAGUUCAAAACCAGCCUCAGCAAUGGUGAGGCACUAAGGAACUCAGUGAGACCCUGACUCUAAAUAAAAUACAAAAUAGGGCUGAGGAUAUGGCUCAGUGGUUGAGUGCCCCUUAGUUCAAUUCCUAGUACCAGAAAAAAAAAAAUCUUGGUCCUACUGAGGCUUCUAGGAUUUGCACUUGAAACUAGCCCUAAAUAAUGCUAUAAACCCCCCUCUUUGCUACCUUCCCAAAUCUUUAAAAAAUCAUACAUACUGAUUAUUUAACUGGAAAAACUGGAAAAACAUAGGUUAAAAAGGAAAAAUUAGUAAAACUAUUUUGCAUGUUUUACAUAAUAUUAAAAA